GAAGACAAGACUAGCCAAGAUUUGAGCGCUUUCUAUGUCAUGGCAGACGACGCUCGAGAUGGGAAGUCCGGCUCCAACGCGUUAUCCAGCGUGUUUGCGGAAAUAUCUCAGCUGCGUUCACGUGAAGCCACGGACAUCACACCGUCCGGCUUCGUUGUCGUGACAAGUGCCAGUUUCUGGAUGGACAUCUUUAUCCGGCACUUUUUGUGCACUGAGGGCGUGGACCAGCAUGAUGACCUUGUGUUCUUUGUUAAGAAGACGGCAUCCAAGGCAGCUCGACGCUAUGUUCCACGCCUGGAGACGACCGUGCAGGUGUUUCGUCGCAACUCCAAGAAGCUGCCCAUAGCUGACUUGGAUCUGCACUGGGAGGAGACAGUGUACCUGAACCUGAUAGUGCAGCAGCUGGAGUACACGCUCACAGCAGCCGCAUGCCUCCGCACGGGGAACCAGCAUUUGCAGGUGCUGCGGCGACGCUCUCAGCGUGUGUAUGCCUCUCCUACGCGGCAUAGCAUGGAGGACAAAGGGGACACGGAGGAAGUGGCCUACCCGGACAUCUUCUUUGCUGUUGACAACUACGAGGAGGCUUUCCAAGGGCUGAACCUGAGGCCGGGUGAGCUGCUGUGCGUGGAGCUGUGCGCUCGGUGUCGUGAUAGCCCCCAGGCGGCGCUACUGUUCCUGGGGUGCGUGGCGCACGAGCCCCUUGCUCGGACCCUGGCCCGUGCCGACGCUUCCUCGUCUGCCACGCCACGGGGCCGGUGCCACUUUGUGGGCCUGAGGGGGCCCCAGGGGAGGGGCCAGGCACAGGUGGCGCUGAGGAGGGCGGCGGCUGUACCCUCACAGGAGUGGCCUUGCGGUUCGUGGCGCCGGAGUUCUGAGCCUGGCUUGGCGCCACCGCCGAACCCAGGACCGCUGCACCGGUGUCGAUCCGAACGGCAAGGCAUCGACCAGUGCGGAACUGGGGAAGAACUCGAAGCUGACGACCUCCGAGAUGCUCUUUGUGGAGAAGACUGUGCACCCGUUGGCAGCAACAGAAACGAGGGCCUCUUGGACACCAUGCUGACGUACGUGGCACUACCAUGGCACCACAUUGUGGCCGACCUGUUGGACAUCCGACGGGAGCCCCUGCUUACCUUCUAGCUUCUGCUCAUCGUACAAGCAUCACGGGCCGCUCGGCCGCAUUUUUUCUAGUUCGACACAGAGACUGCUCCCUCGUCACGUUCUCCAGGUCAAAUGCGGUCUGUGGGGGGAGGCAGCGGUGCACAAGAGCACGAUGCUCAGUUCUAGAAAAAAAACUACACAUCUUCCAAAUUUUUGCGCCGUAACAUGUUGCAGACAUUGCACUUCGAGGCCUUUCCAUCUGUGUGGAAGCACAUGCGUUGGUUCUUCACAUUGCACCAAAUUUGGCUGUAUGAGAAUGGGCACGAGCACCUUCUGUUUACAGUGCUCAGUCUAUCUGCUUCUGGCAGCCCAAGAAUUGGCCAAGCUAAGUUACAUUCACGCUUGUUGUCUGCACGGACAUUGUUCAGGAGUAGAGCUUGUCUCAAUGUCAUUAGUAGCUGCUUUAAAUCGUUCAACCGACGACCUGGUGUGAAGCGGGAUAUCCAGAUUGGUAUUGUACAUUAACCAUACUCUGGGACAGGAUUGGUCGAAGCUAAGCAUGUAGGCUCCAUUCCUUGUGCCCCGGAUACUCGAAUUCUGGUGAAAGUUUAGAGAAACAUUGCACAGGACACAUUUCAGCCAUCAAAUUUUCCGUAGGCAUUGCCCAGCAUCACUGUGCAUAUUGCCAUGUGCAACAGUUGAUAGGUACUUUUAAUUUUAAAAAUUGAUGUUGCACUACUGUUUUCAUUAGUGUGUUGUGUUAGUCAUUAAUCUAGCACAAGUCAUCAUAACAAAGCACAGCCAACUAGUCCCUUUCCCUUCACUGGUGAACUUGUUUAGCUUUAGCUUAGAGGGUCCGGCCUUGUGAUGAGUCCUACUAUACCAGAUGUUACUAUAACUAUUGAGUGCGGUGUCUGCCACAAAAUUAAGACAUUUCACACGAUUUCCUACAUUUGUACAAGCACCAAGAGCGUGCACAUCAUUGCAUGUGUGGCCAGCAGCUCAUCAUAACAAGUUUUUACAAAAGUUGCGGUAUUCUCACAAUGGAGUAGUGCAUACUGAAACUUAUCUUUGCUUGCCAUUGACAGAGUGCAUCUAGCACAAAGGCGUUUUCUUCUAACAUAGCAGCAGGCAGGGGUCCUGUGCAUUGCAUUUGUAUGCAAAUUAUUUACUGCAGCUUUCUUUCACCACACGCAGACACCAAAUCUCUCCAGCUCAAAAAACGACUUCAAUAUAUUUGCAUAAUUGCAUGUAGAGCAUUUUCAACAUGCAUGCAUGUCUCAUUUUUUUUGUCCCAGCACUGCAUAGAUUGAUAAGGCCUUGCCUACAAGAUCUGCAAUCAUGACUCAAUGACAGAAAUGUCACUACGGUCUUACUGAAAGCAGAAAAAGACUGGUUUCGGUUUGGAAUCUGCAAGCCAUGCAUGGGAGCUGCACUUGUGGCCAGUUGGUUAUACGUGUUUGGAUGAACACGCUUUGGAUAUGCACGUAGACAAAAUCAGACAAAGCAAGCACAGUCGCACUCUUUGUGGUGCAUGCUUCGUCCGGUUUUGUACCUGUGCAUAACAGCAUGUUUAUCUAAGUCAUGCAUGGGGGGACAACUGUGUGGGCACAGUUGCUUGGAAGGGUGGCAUUGGUUAGACAGCAUCGCAGUUACCUUUGACAGUGAAAGCAUGCUGUCCUCGAAAUGAUUCCGUCCGUAACAGGCUCGCAGUGUGAAACUUAAGGCGGCAGUAGCGGCGACAGCGCUAACUGUGGCAGUAUCAGCUGUAGUUCUCACUUGUUGGACAGUACCUUUCAUAAUGCCUUCAGUCUUUAUAACACUUUUUUUUUUGCUUCUGGCAAGAAAUCGUUCGCAGUCACGGCUGUGUGUGUUCAACAGUUGUGUCCAAGUAUAAUAAGCUGUCUACAACAUUUUUCCUGAGCAGACGGAAGUGAUAAUAGAGCCACUACAAAAUCUAAGUGAGCCAUAAUGUUUGUCAGAAAAGACUCAUGCUGAAGCAUGUGCAGUGUUUACUGCUGUGUUCACACGUGUUGCGUUACUUGCCAUAUAGCGAUUGGACCAGGGGUCUCAGCCUGGCUUGUUAAGUACGUGCAGUGAGGUGAGUAACAUUGGCUAAAUUAACACCCAAUCAUCACUGCACUGAUUUAUCGCUAGGUGCUUCAGGUGUUAGCUUGCAGUGUGUUGAAUAAUGAGACCUACACGAUUUGCCUGCACUGGCUGAACUAGUUUAUGCUGUGCAGUAGUUAGCGUUUUGGUUGGUCUACUGGGUGCGAGUCACGUGUAGACCACUCACUUUCUGUGAAGUCAGUUAACUGUGCGAUCGCUCUGCAGAAAUAGUUGCACGUUGAUUGCAGUUAUUGCGAUGUUGGAAGCCCUGCCACACGACAGCGACAAAAAAUUUAAGGAAACAAUUUUCUACCCUGCCAACAAGUGCCGAGUACUUGUGUGCCAACAUUACGACUGUUGUGGGACGUGCUUUGUUGACAUUAUCAACACCAUUUCUGCAUCAUCAAUGCAGGUCUUACAAGGCCUGCUUCAGAGCAGUUCACAUUUUAUUUAUUUGCUGGCAACAGCAUCUGACAAUCGUGUCGCAACUGCAUAACAUUGCCAUCGAACUGCAUACAACUGCCUUGGACAGUACUUGCAGAAAAGUCUAAUGUACUGUCAUGAAUGAAAGUAGCAUCAUCAGUGACUUCCUUUACAUGUUCAGUCACCAUGAAAUGUACAUGCUUCACAAGACAGUGAAAGGCGUGUGAAUACCACACUCAAUAAUUGUACAUAGGCCCACGACAUCGUAAUACUCAGUUGCAUCAUCAUCAGCCAUUGCUACCACAGCCGUACCAUAGCCGGUGUCAUUGACUCUCAUGAUGUUGCUGCUUGCAUCAAUGCAUAAUAAUUACUAACAUGGUUAGCUGUAGCUCCCAUGAUCUUUUUGGACAUCCUGUAGUAUAAUGCGAGAAUGUUUAAACCUUGGCAGUUUGCCUACUGACUAUUGCACUCUGGCCUAACUGACGUUAGGGUUUGAAUGCUUGCAAGCCCAUUUGCUGAUGUCAAACCUCGAUAUAGCAAGCAUGGGUAUAAUGAAUCACGGCAUAUAAUUAAACAAAUCUAAAAUGUUUCUUGCCAAUGUCAGUGUGUAAUGAUCAUAUGUUUAUGAUGGAUAUUGUGUAUAAAGAUUUUAUGUGUCAGAGGCGACUUCAUUAUAGUGAAGUUCAACUCUACUGCCCAGCUACAAGGUUGUCUCAGUAGUGUCGGCUCCCUUCUAUUGGUGGCACUUUAUAAGUCAGCGAAAAAGAAACUGCAUCAAAGAAAGUGGGAGAGAGUGCACUGUUCUAUCUUUAGCACAGUCAAACCUCGAUAUAACGAAGUUGUACUUGCAGCGAAAAACUUCGUUAUAUCGAGAAUUUCGUUAUAUUGAGAUUUUGUUAAUUCAAUAGAACUCGGAUGGGGAAAUAAAAAUAGUUGGUUACAUCGCGAAUUUCGUUAAAUCGAGGUCCGUUAUAUCGAGGUUUGACUGUCUUUUAUGUGUGCUACAUAACAGACGUUGAACAAGCAAGAUCUGUUAACCUUGCCUAACUGACCCAUCGCCUUGCUUAAGCAACCUACUGGUUAGGAUGUUUACCAACUGAUAGGCUACCAACUAGCAUGUUGUGAACUACUAGUAAGUUUGCCAACUAGCAGGGUGUAACUCUGUUAGGCAGUCUUUUAACCUCACUUUACAGACACAUACUUGGCCUCACACUGGCAGCCAAUUAGCUAAUCAGUUUCAUGCCCAGUGCAUUGACACAUUUGAUAUUUCGCUGCUGGCUACAUUUCUUUCUUUGGACAUGCUAUAAUCUUUUCCAAGGUGACGCUGCGCACAGCUUAAUAUGCAGCCACAAUCGGAGAAUCUGCAUUUACAUUGCGCGAUGAAAUGCUGUAUAUGACUACCAAUGAAAAGGUGCUGAAUUGCAAUGUCUGCAACACAAUGUUGUGCAGUGCUUUGAGUCCUUUAUUGGCAUUCAUAGCGAAUUGUUUUCCCGUCUAGUCAUUCCAUGCACCAUUGGCUAGCAGCUGCUGGUCAGCUGCCUAGAGACGUCUGCCGACAAAGCUCAAAACAAUCUGGGACAGCAAUGUUGCAAGUCACGCAGGCAGCAGCGCUGUUGUCCUCACUCACCCUCGAAAGACGGCAUUUUAAGUUUUGGAGCAAAGCAUUCCCUCGCUCCCCAGUUUACGCAGUCAUUUGUACUUCUAGACUUUAGACAUGUUCACGAUGUAGAACAAAGACGCACACGGCUGUCGCCAUGGAGGAAGGAAAAAAAAAAACUGAGGCGAUGCCCCGAUGUCAAUCUCUGCGAAGCCUCCUCGAACCGCCAGCUCCAUAUUACGGUCAACUCCUCUUCACCGCCUACCGUUGCUCAUUUCGAAGCCAAGCACACCUCCCCCACACUUUGUUCCAAGGUCACGUCAGCCACAGAGAGCAAACAGUGCCCUUAGCAACCAAAUCAAAUCGCUUUAUUUGGAGAUCACAGGAUGUUUGGGGGCAUGAAAAAAGAAAUUAAGCUGGCUUGACAAGGUCCUGCCCUCUAUGAAUGGCACACAGUAAAAAGUGAAGAUGAUUAAACAGGUUACUGACUUGCAGUAAGGGCAUAUUAAACAAUUUGCAUAGAAAAUAGUUUCAGCAUUUUCCAGCACAACAGAUCAGGAAACUUUAUGUAAACUGAUAGGCAACAACAAAUGUCGUUAGCUCGGAAUGAAUACCAUUAAGCAAAACGAGAUCGGCGAUGAAACCAGAAUUCAUGGUGCAAAGUAUGGAACACAUGAUGUAUAAAAAUGUGGGUAAUGUAAUGUGGGUUACUGUUUGCCCCAUAAAUGAGAACGAAAAAGACUAUAAUGACGCGUGACUUUCAUUACAUUUAUCACAAUACAUCCGGGAUACUUUGGGCUUUUCCUCGGUUUUUCUUCCUCCCCUACGGAUGUUGCCUUACAAAUGAUUCAUUUGACAGCACUCGUGUUAAAAAGUAAAUUCAAAAUGCCUUACCUGUUUAUUUUUUUAUAAGGAACACACCAUUUGGGAGAUAAUUUAUGUGUCUAGUCAUAGUCAUCUUGAAGUGAUUGUUCUUUAGCUUUUCACCACAGAAAAAAAAAAAAAAUCUCUAAGUCGCACAGUAGGUGGUUUACAGUCUGGUGUGUUUGCAUAAGUACUUCUGCUAAAAAAAAAAAAAAAGCGAGAGAGAGAGAGAGAGCGAAAGAGGUGCUUGUUUUGAAGUACAGAGAGUUCUGCCACGGACACCAUAAUUUCUGUUUCUGAGGCGAAGACCCCAAUAAUUUGGCGGCAGACAGAACGGUCAGCACUCGGCAUUUCCAAGUGGUUCCCAAACUCAACACUGCUUGGCUUCUGUGAGCCAACGAGAACUGCUGUAUUGACCGUGACACUAAAUGGAGCAAGUCCUUACUUUUCUCUUUUUUUUGAAGAAGUGGCUCAUGCUGCCUGCAUUGUGUGUGUGGAAAGACCUUGUUGAUAUAUUCAGAGUUUUGACGAGAACUGCUGUAACUCUCACAUGACUGACAGAGCAAGCAGUUUUGUUUGUUCCAGGAAGUGGAACACGCUGGCUGUACUGUAUGUGUGAAAAAAAACCUUGUUAUUAUAUACUCAGAGUUCAUUGGCGCUAUUCGGUAUACACUCUAUUAACCCAAAGCAGAGCUUUCAAUAUAAAAUCUAAUUUGGAGCUCUCAUAUCUUGUAGGAUCAUUAACGACGACGGUUGAAGAUGCAGAGUUGCUCUGGAAGUCCAGAAAAUCUGAAGACAAAUGACGAUCUGAAGCUGUAGUAUUAUGUUAGGAUUAUUUUUUUCUUACAUUAGAUAUUCGUUUCUGACCACCCAUCGCAGUGAGUGGCUGAUAGUGAUGAGAAAGAAAGCGUAGUGUCAUUCUAGCCAAUAAUCAAGGACAAAAAAAUAGAAAGCAAGAAGAAUCUUCACAUAAUAUGGCCUCUGAGCUCAUCUCAGAGUACUGCAUCACCACAGAUGCAUGUGAAACAGAUGACAUGAAGCUAGUACUGAAUACUUGUUCUGGAGGCACGACGUGGCAUGAAACAUAGUUUCCUUGAAAAAUUCCUGGACGAAUUCCUGCAGGUGCUAGUCACUAUAGGAGGAGCUGUGAGCACUCCUAAACUUUGUCCUUCUGGCUUCAAACAGCUUUGUUACUUUGCAAAGUGUUCAUUUCCAACAAAAUAUUGCGUUAGAACAACUUGCAAUGAUUAUGCAUGAACGCAGAGUCUUAUUGCUUUCAUGCAUUUAGAGAAUGAUUGCUUGGAAAUUCAGAAAGACAAAGCAUAAUAAAUAAUGCUACAAGAACCUCUGAAGCCGCAAGCACGAACGUUAGAUAAAUCCAUGCACUAGCCACGAACAUUCUCGUGGUUAGCAGAAUGAUUGUAGUGCCAGAGCUUACUGUAGUAAUUUAUUGUUAGAAACUAUGGCAGGAAAGACACGACACAACACACAAAAAAGUAGAGAUUAUGUAAUGGCUUUGGAUAAAGUUGAGUAAAAAAAAAUCACUUUGUGGGGUUGAGUUACAGUAUGGAAGGAAUAAAGACAACGUAAAAAAAAAAAAAAAACUGCCAGCAUAUUUUUGUUUAAGUAGAUAUGAUGGGUAUGUGUAGGGAAAGAGCGAACAUUCUGAGAGAGAGACAAAACAUGGUGAGAAGUUGCAAUGAGCAAGAAACAGGUUGAUGCUGCUGAAGCAUAAUAUGUUACAUUGCUCUUUUUUUGUUUUUAUAUAUAAGCACAUCACUUUCGUUAUCGCGCAUCUCUCAAGAACUGCAGUUCCUUCAUAAAAAAAGCUUAACUGAAGGCGUGGUGACACGAUAGUUAUCUACGUGAGAUUUCCUUGAAUAUUUCCCACAAUGUCUCGUUCAUCAAGUUACAGCGGGACAGGACCACUUUGCCUGCAGUGAAUGCCGAGACGACCAGCUGAGUUUGUGCACACAUUGCGUGUUCCCAUAGUUUUUCCGUGGGGCAGCAUCUGCAUGUUUGGUAUGUAGAGCAUGUCUGUAGAGGCACCACGAACACAUUACAGUUAACAGAAUAGUGAAGACCAGAGACCGGUAUGCAUAGCAACACUGGUGGCAACAUCUUGUGACGGAGACGUCGCGAGAUGGUGCUAAUGCAAACGUCAUAACCUAUCUGCUAGUGCAAACGCAUCAGCAGCAACUAUUAUCAGUGCUUAGUGGAUCUCUUUUCUUUCCAUCUGCGAGGGGACAUUGGUGCCACACUAAAAGGUUUCUAACGCAUUGUGGUUAAAGAAAACAUCACAGGAUGGUGCUAGUACCAGCGCUUGUGCUGGCGUCAACGUCUCCAGUGUUUAGGUAUUUCGUAAGCUGCGAUGCGUUCAUGUACAGGCUAAAACUCUCUUAUACUGCUGUCUGCCAGUUCACGAGAUUGUGUACAUUACUUCUAUUUCACACGUAUGGCAUGUGUCUCGUUUCUAGUCCUAGUACAUUUUGUAAAGUCUGGUGGCUUCUUUGUAAGUGCUAGGUCUAUUUUUUUUUUACGUUAGAAGUCAAUGCAGCGUUUGUUUAUGUGUAGCUGUCAUUAUCCCUACCAUGCUGCAAGUCAGCGAUCACAUCAACAAGCCCAAAUUCACAAGUCAUCACUGCGAUUGAAUCGGUACAGUUACUCUGCUAAAUUGUGAUCCAGCUUUGCAUCUUCAUUUGUCGUCGUGACGAAACUGUUAUGGCUGUAGCGUGCGCUUUCUGCAAUCUGCAACCAAGAAGUCGUCGUGGAUAGUCGAGUGUUAUUGAAUGUGUAUGUGCAGAGUUUUCCUGAUGCCUCUUGUCAACUGUGGCGCUGUCUUUCUGGGCUUGCUGUACCUGGCCGCAGGAUGUUGAGGUCAUGCAAACUGUCAACACGAGCUUUGCCUGUUUGAACCUUGGGUUGUUAUUGUUGUGUAGCUUUGCAAAAUGCUUUUGGACACUUACCACUGUGGCAUGCACCGCUGGGGCUGUGUGCAGUCCUUGCAGUAUGCCUUUUAUAUCGGUGUCGCAUGUGCAAGAUUAAUGGCGUUAAAACACUAAGUCCUUAAGUUCUUCGAUGGCGUUAUGUUUACAGUCAGCACAAUGCGCACAUGUUUAGUGCCAUUAAGCGCUGUGGUAAUGGCACAUGCAAUCAGUGCAGCAGGUUAUGAUUUGGGGUCAUAUUUCAAAAAAGGACGGCCAUCUGUCACUUAAACGCAUUAUUAGUUUCACUAAAAUGUGUUGGGAGGUACUUCUCAAACAAAAUCUGCUUUUUCAACUGUAUUGAUGCUCAUGUCUAGAAGCAUCCCUGUCUACUGCUGUCCAACCCAAAGCUGAUGCGGUUCAAGCAAAAUGUCACCUCUUGUUUGAACAAUGUGAAACUAAUUAUAUAUAUGACAGUGCCGAUGACUUCUGAUGUGCGAAUAUAGUUUCAACAAAUGAUCAUAAUGACUUUGUUGCGCAUGUGUUUCAAGCCGUCUAACUCAAUGUUUCUCAACACAAACAUUGAGAAUGAGGGUAUGCUUUCACCAGUAGCGCACCCAGGAUCUCGGCCAGGGGGGGGGGGGCUGACAGUUUGCCAAUACCAUUUAAACAGCACUAAUUUCGAUUUGUUCACGGGAAAUUGUCAAAAAAUUCGCUUUUUGCGAGUGUGCAGACGAUUGCGCGUCUUACAUCUUAGUUGCAGUACCCGAAUGCGCAAGGAAAGAAAAGAGGUUAAACAAAAGGGAGGGUUAGGUCGGCCUCAGGGGAGGCUUACAACCCCCGAAUCCCCCCCCCCCCCCGUCGGUGCGCCACUGGCUUUCACGUUUGUACGGAGUUAUUGGAACUCGGCAUGUUGCUAAUGGCACUAAAUCUACCUGUGUGGCAGCACACGAAUGUCCUUUGCAGUAAUCUCAUUAGCACUUAAUGCCAUUAAAUUUGCUUGUGUGGCACAGGCAGGUAAUGCGAGGUUCUCAUGUGAAUGUGAGCAGUGUGCUUGCAUCGAUGUGGACAGGGGUGAACCUUGACCUUUAGGAGAAAGGAGAUGUGUUGUGCUGCGGCUUGCAGUUUUUGGCUAGAAGUGUUGCUUUAAGCCUGUAGCAAAAUGGCGCAUCUAGUCAAAUUUACAUUGCCCUCUUGCUGGCAGAUGAGUGUAAAUUGACUUUAUUUUAGAUAUGCGAAAUGGGUAUUUAUUGCUGUGGAAACCAAAGGGACACUGGGUAGAAAUACUCGAUAAAUUUAUAGUGUGAUAUAAAUAUAAUAUAUUUAAUUAUAAUUAUAAUUAAUUAUAAUUAAUUAAAAUUAAUUUAAUUUAUAUGUACUAUAGGUAUAAAUUUAUUUCCUAAAAAAUGUUUGCAUUUCUUUAGUGAAACAAAGUUUUCAGCAGACAAAAGUGAGGCUAAACUUUCUUCUAAAUUUUACGAAAUCCAUUGCAUGAGUAUGAUGUCAGAGAUUUCAUUGUGUUUUGAGAUGUGUUCAUGAAGAAAUGUUCCCAAAAGUAGCCAGGUUGAGUUCCUACUUAGUUUUGAAUGUAGUGUAAUCUUGAUUAGUAAGCAAGAAACUGGCUCAAUAUAGACACUGUCAAAAUCAUUAUCAUGGUCAAAUGGCGCAGGAAGUGUUGUUUCUGUGUCCUUACUGGCUUUCUACAUUUCGCAUACAGUAAAGCUGAUUUGUUUGUGAUCCAGUGGCAUAAUCUACCAAUCUGUGUUGACCUAUUAAUUCUCUUAAGUUUCUCUUUAAUGCAAAUACUCCUGUCAGAAUUGUGACAUCAGAACAGCAUGAACAAAACAACUGGACUUAGUUGUACCAGUGUUCUUAGAACGAUGAAUGCGCAAGUAAUGGCUUCAGCCUCGCACAAUGAUGUUCGUGUGCAUAUUUGGAUGUGAGCGAGCUUAAUCUGCACAAAAGCAGACCACGUGCUUCCAGCAAUGUGCUGCUGAAGUGUUGGCAGUGAGACCGGUUCAAGUCCAGUCUUACGACAUUUGUGCGAGUGCGACUUGUGCAAAAAAGGUUGUCACCAGGAACCAUUGCUGUUACAAUAAAUGUGCAUCAGUCAUUGCAAAA
Molecule: messenger RNA, 11136 nt
Organism: Dermacentor silvarum
Lineage: Eukaryota; Metazoa; Arthropoda; Arachnida; Ixodida; Ixodidae
Exons: 8
Coding region: 40-1137 (365 amino acids)
Source: RefSeq, a predicted model, not a curated record